This is a messenger RNA of Rosa rugosa (rugosa rose), 2174 nucleotides long. RefSeq names its product geranylgeranyl diphosphate reductase, chloroplastic-like. Gene Ontology annotation, cellular component: chloroplast thylakoid membrane. The record is from RefSeq and is a predicted model, not a curated record. Gene Ontology annotation, molecular function: FAD binding; oxidoreductase activity, acting on the CH-CH group of donors, NAD or NADP as acceptor. Bases 246 to 1613 code for a protein of 455 amino acids. NCBI's taxonomy places the organism in Eukaryota, Viridiplantae, Streptophyta, Magnoliopsida, Rosales, Rosaceae. Gene Ontology annotation, biological process: photosynthesis; chlorophyll biosynthetic process. The transcript has 2 exons.
UCAACUACUUUAGAACUUUGUUUCAUCACUCCCUACAUUGCUUGCUGAAAUUGCAACCGGUAACCUGUGCUUCAGUUCCAAUCCCAGCAUAUAGUCACGUGAGCUGCAUAUGCAACCCUCCAGUUCAAUUAAGAAAGACAUUCCCUAUUUCCCUUCGAUCUUUCAUACAUAGACUGACACACUCACUUCACUUACCUCAGUUGACCACUAUUUUGCUUCAGAAAAACCCUUCAAAACCACUUCCAAUGGCCUCAGCCACGCAAGCAGCGACGAUCUACGGCGGUCUCUUCACCGCCGCCGCUCCUCUCCAAACAAAGCGUCGGUCUUUCACCUUCAGAAUCACAGCCUCAUCAAACUCCUCCAACCCACCCAUCGUCGGCCGUAAGCUCCGCGCCGCCGUCAUCGGCGCCGGUCCCGCCGGGUCCUCCGCCGCCGAGGCCUUGGCCGCCGGCGGAGCCGAGUGCUUCCUCUUCGAGCGAGCCCCCUCGGAAGCCAAGCCCUGCGGCGGAGCCAUCCCUCUCUGCAUGCUCGACGAGUUCGACAUCCCGGCACGCCUCAUCGACCGCCACGUCACCCGCAUGAGGAUCUUCUCCCCCUCCAACCUCGCCGUCGACUUCGGCAAGACCCUCCGCCCCCACGAGUUCAUCGCCAUGCUCCGCCGCGAGGUCCUCGACUCCUUCCUCCGCGACCGCGCCCAGUCCCGCGGCGCCUCCCUCAUCUCCGGCCUCGUCACCCGCCUCGAGAUCCCCGCCUCCUCCUCCCCCCACGCGUCCUACGUCGUCCACUACACCAAGGACCACGCGCGCCACGCUCUCGCCGUGGACGUCGUCGUCGGCGCGGACGGCGCCAACAGCCGCGUCGCCAAGUCGAUCAGAGCCGGAAGCUACGCCUGCGCCAUCGCUUUCCAGGAGAGGAUCAAACUCCCAGACGACAAAAUGGCCUACUACGAAGACCUCGCCGAAAUGUACGUCGGAAACGACGUGUCGCCCGACUUUUACGCCUGGGUCUUCCCCAAAUGCGACCACGUGGCAGUGGGCACGGGCACUGUGUGCUCCAAGCAGGACAUCAAGGUCUUCCAAAGAGCCAUCAGAGCCAGAGCCAAUGCCAAGAUCAGCGGUGGCAAGGUCAUCAAGGUGGAGGCCCACCCGAUACCCGAGCACCCCCGCCCCACGCGCGUGAGGGGGCGCGUGGCGCUCAUUGGCGACGCCGCCGGGUACGUGACCAAAUGUUCCGGCGAGGGGAUUUACUUUGCGGCGAAAUCGGGGAGAAUGUGCGGUGAGGCGAUAAUAAAGGCGUCGGAGGGAGGGGAGAGGAUGAUCAAUGAGGAGGAUUUGAAGAGGGAGUAUUUGAAAGAGUGGGAUGCUAAGUACAUUACGACGUUUAGGUUCUUGGACUUGUUGCAGAAGGUGUUUUAUGGUAGUGAUGCGGCUAGAGAAGCUUUGGUGGAGCUGUGUGGGGAUGAGUAUGUGCAGCGCAUGACGUUCGAGAGUUACUUGUACAAGAAGUUAGCUGAUGGGAAUAGGUGGGAUGAUGCUAAGAUGGUUUUGAAUACCGUUGGGAGUUUGAUGAGGUGUAACGUUUUGGGGAGGAAAAUGGACGCUUUGAAGAUUUGAUUGAUUGCGCCGCAAGUCUCUGGUUUCGUUUAGAUGGAACUGUGGUUGGGGGCAGCAUUUCUGUUGUGUUGUAUGCGGUUUGAUUUCUUUCUUGAUGGUGUUGGUUAGGUGAAGAACUUGAAGUGAUUCAAGGCAUGUUGAACUUGGUGGGGAGCUACUUUGCAGGUUCUUUCAUUUACCAAGUGACUAUCGUUCUGAACAAUCUACAUUUCUAUGUGUAUUAAUAAUGUAUGAUCAUGCAAAUACUUGCAGAGCACCUGUUGCCUAAAAAGAUGCACUUGAAUUGCUUUCUUCUCCAUCUCGAUUAUCAAAUUGUUUGGGGUUACUUUGUCACCUUGAUAUAGUCAAGAGAGCCACAAUUUGGGCAGUUGCUCAUGAAAUUAUGCUGUUGAGAAAUUUCCAAUCAUCGACAGAUAUAUGAAUUUUGUGAUCAUCAUCAGUUUUAUCUCCUACUAAGUUAUUCUUACUUAGGCCAGUACAUGAAACUACAAGGCUUUUGCAUUCUAUCGCCAGAUACAUAGCUGAAGAGCCGAGCAGAAAAGAGGUCCAAGGAUGCCCUUG